Neocloeon triangulifer is the source of this 5458-nucleotide messenger RNA. RefSeq names its product DNA polymerase zeta catalytic subunit (gene DNApol-zeta). Gene Ontology annotation, biological process: double-strand break repair via homologous recombination; error-prone translesion synthesis. Bases 90 to 5210 code for a protein of 1706 amino acids. NCBI's taxonomy places the organism in Eukaryota, Metazoa, Arthropoda, Insecta, Ephemeroptera, Baetidae. The record is from RefSeq and is a predicted model, not a curated record. Gene Ontology annotation, cellular component: nucleus; zeta DNA polymerase complex. Gene Ontology annotation, molecular function: DNA binding; nucleotide binding; DNA-directed DNA polymerase activity. The transcript is spliced from 17 exons.
AAUCGGCUGUCGGGUGGUAAAAAGCAAAGUUGUCACAUGGCAAUGUUUACCCUGCGAAUUCAGCUUGAUCUGCUUGAUUCGGCCCGAAAAUGGAGACUUCUGUUCGGAUGACGGUUUGCGACUUUUACCUGUCGCCGCCGAAGGCUGGAUUCGACCCGUUGUUCAGUGAAUUCACAGGAAACGCCAUCUCGCAGGUGCCUGUUAUGAGAGUUUUCGGCUGCAGUAAUACAGGAGUGAAGGCAUGUCUGCAUAUCCAUGGAGUGUUCCCGUACCUGUACGUUCCGUUUGAAGGCAGCGACAACCCUCAACAACUGCAAUAUUUGCUUGCAAAUGCGCUGGACAAAGCGUUAAACAUUUCUCUAGGACAGGCAAAUUCAGCCAUAAGGCACAUUUUCAAGAUUGUUCUUGUAUCUGGAUUGCCGUACUAUGGCUACCAUGAGAGGGAGCACCAGUUUUUAAAAAUCUAUUUGUGCAACCCAAACUUGGUCAAGACAGUGGCGGAUUUGCUGCAGAACGGCACAAUCCUGGGCAGAACUUUCCAGCCUCACGAGGCCCACUUAUCUUUCACACUCCAAUUCAUGAUUGAUUACAAUUUGCAAGGCAUGGACUUGGUGAAUUGUGCCAAAGUCUACCCAAGGAGAGACCCUGAAGCUGUAGUUGACAGAGACCAAUUUCUUCAACUUGCAAAGGUUAGCUCGUGUGAGUUUGAGGCUGAUGUCCUGGCUGAAGACAUUAUGAACAGGCUCAACAACUGCUCAAGUCAAGGUGUUGUGAAUCCUGGACUGACUGCCCUGUGGGAAGAUGAGCACGAAAGGCGAAGGAUACAAGGGAGGGAAACACAACCAACUCCUCUAGCAACACAAAAGCGGAAACCUGCUGGGCCGAGUACUAGUGAGGAAUUUCACAGAUGCAGAUUAUUUGAGAAACUGGCUACUGUGGGAGAGGAUAGCAUAUCCAGCACUCAAAGUUCUGUUCACUACCCAGUUGAAGCACCUGAAGGUCUGAUGAAUGCGUCUUAUGUUGAGCACCACGGCAGCAGACAGAAUACAUCAGCAACAACAAAUGAAAGCAAUAAUUCUUCUCUGGAUCUAGAUGCAAGCCUAAAUCUCAUGGACACACAAGAUGAGGAACUUCUAUUUAUUUUUGAAGCUUUAGCUAAUUCUCAGAUAGGGGAAGAUGUAUGUGCAAACGAGGAACAAAAUGUUCAAGGAGACCAAGCAGGCUUUGAUGGUGAUAAUGAUGGUGAUGAAGACGUGCAAGAAUCCUUGGAGAUGUCUCAACCGUUGAAUUCUACGUUGAUUGCUGUCAGUUCCGAGGAAAGUGAUACUGAUGGAGGCUCUAUUGAUAUUGAUAUUUUUGAGGAGUAUGAGGGAGCAAAACUGCCCCAGCAGGAUGGUGCUGAUGACGAUGGAAAAAUGAAGACUGCUCCAAAAAGAAAGAGACUAGGAACUCGCAGAACAGUGCCAAAAAGUACAUCAACUGUUACUAACAUUGGAAGUGAUACCCUGCUACUAGAGAAAGUCGGAAUCACUCCUCAGAUACCUAAAAAUGCUUUAGGGCCAACAGAAGCAGAGGAAUUAGCAAUUCCUGAAGUCCAAAUUGCUAUGGAGAAAUUAGAAGAAAGAGAAAAAUCUGCCACCUCAAGUGAUUCAGUCCAAACUCAGGAAUCGUCAGGAUUAAUGAUAUCAGUAACAAAGAAGCAGCUUGGUACUGCAGGAAACCGCAACCGUACUACUUUUAGUGUCACUUUUCCUGAAGAUGCUAUCAUAAACACCGAAACCAUUGAGAUUGGUGGAAGAAGUGGCAAAUUGAGCUUAAGCUUUGAAAUGAGUGAGGAAAGUGACACCAGAGACCACUUGCACCAAAGCGAAUUAGAUGAAGCGGAGCCAGAAGAAAUAAAAUUGAAGCCAUGUUUCGUCAAGUUGGAAAGGCUCAAUGCUUCAUUACUGGCAGAGGCACAAGAAGUGAAAGAAGAGUGUACAGUCAGAGACACAAAAUCUCAAGAAGAUCAACCACAAGACGAAAAAUACACUUCUGAGGAGAAAAGGGAUGUGAAAAUGGAGGAUAUUGAUGUCAAUGUAAAGAGUGACAAUGAAGAACUUUACUUUUCCUGCGGAUCAUCCACAUCUUCGCAGCAAACGCCUAACAAGCGGAAACACAAACUUCUGUCUCUUAGUCCGAAUCUUAGUAAAGAGGAUCAACGUUUGAAGAGGCAACGUCGUAAGGAGUUUCGGUCUCAGUUGAGAGACAAGUCCGUGAGUGAUUUAAGUUUGCUGAUGCAGUCCUCCCAGUCAAAAAACUCCAGAGGCCCUGAAAAAAAAGGGCCAGACAAGCCAUCCACUUCGAGCUUCAUAAAUGAAUCUGAAGAUUUUUCAGCUAUGAAGAGCUUUUACAACCUUACAGUGCCUCCUGCUUCUAUACUCAUUGAACCUAAAGAACCACCUCCUAAAACAUUAGAACUUGCAGAGUAUGGUCUUCAAGCCAUUAAAUUCCAACCUCCGUUUUUUAGUGAACCUCGAGACGGAAACUUGCCUCUCUCCACAGCUCCGUGUCACUUGCCCCCAUUCAACAGCGGCUGGUAUGAGCCACAAAUUCAAGGAUUGCAAAGCAAUACAAAGAACUUGAAGAGGACUGUCCUUAUUGAACCAUUACUUCCCCCACCAAAGGCUAUAGAUUUAAUAUCGACUGCGACAGUAGAAAGAGAGGAGCCUAAGGUGCCUGAGAUGCAGAACCUACAGCAAGCAAGAGCUGUGGUCCACGACAAUCACCUAAAAGUCAUGCACUUGGAGAUUCUGGCUGCCAGCAGAGGAAAAUUAAAAGCAGAUCCGGAGUUUGAUCCUAUUUGUGCUUUGUACGUCCUCAUCCAUGGAGACAGAGGCCCUUUUAGCUCCAUGGGCCUGAUUGCCAUUAAGUCUGAAACUUGCCCACCUGAGUGCCUUUUGUCUCCUGAAUUUCAAAAGCAGUGUGGUAUUUUGGAAGUUGUGCCUAGUGAAGAGGAAGCCUUUUCUAGACUGGUAAAGCUUGUGCUGUCUGAGAAUCCUGAUAUACUCAUGGGAUACGAGAUUGAGAUGGAUUCUUGGGGAUACUUGGUUCAAAGAGCAGCAAGGUUGGGACUUAAUCUUCCCAACAUCAUUUCAAGAGUCCCAAAGACCAAGACUAACGAAGUUCGUCAAAUGGACAUGUCCCAAGGGGCCAUAGUUGAGUAUUCUGAUCUCAAAAUUCCUGGGCGAAUUGUGCUCAACUUGUGGAGGAUUAUGAGGAAUGAGAUUGCCUUGCAAAACUACUCACUUGAAAGUGUGACUUAUCACUUGCUCAAGCAGCGCAUUCCCCAGCAUCCUGCUUCUUUGCUCCUCUCAUGGUGGUCUGAGGUCAGACGUUGCUUCCUAGUUUCGAACCACCUGCUCACCCGUUUGCUAGCCAGUCACCGUCUUCUCGACAACCUCGACUUCCUAGGGCGCACUUCUGAACUGGCCAAGCUCUUUGGAAUCCAGUUUUCUGAAGUUCUGUCACGAGGAUCGCAGUUUCGAGUGGAGUCAAUGAUGCUCAGACUGGCUAAACCAAGAAAUUUUGUAGCUGUUUCUCCCAGUAUUACACAAAAAGCCAUGAUGAAAGCGCCAGAAUGCAUUCCUCUGGUGAUGGAACCUCAGUCUGUGUUUUAUGAAGACCCUGUUGCUGUACUUGAUUUUCAAUCAUUGUACCCGUCCGUCAUCAUAGCUCACAACCUCUGCUUUUCAACCUGCCUUGGAAGAGUAGAACAUAUUGGCAAAGAGGAUCCUUUUGAGUUUGGCUGCACAAUUUUGAAAGUUGAUCCUAGGAAAGUUCAAAAGCUGCAGCCCUUUGUCAGUCCAAAUGGAGUGGCGUUUGUGUCCAGGGAUGUUCGGCAAGGAGUUUUACCAGCAAUGCUGAAUGAAAUAUUGGAAACCCGUUUGAUGGUGAAACAAGCGCUGAAAUUCAACAAAAAGGACGAGGUCCUUGCCAAAGUCUUGCAUGCCCGACAAUUGGGCCUCAAACUUAUUGCCAACGUCACAUACGGCUACACGGCUGCUAACUUUUCUGGCAGAAUGCCUUGCAUUGAGGUUGGAGACUCUGUGGUUUCAAAGGGUCGAGAGAUCCUGGAGCGUGCAAUCCGCAUGGUCAACCCUAAUCAACACAUUUGGGGAGGAGAAGUUGUUUACGGAGACACAGAUUCUAUGUUCGUUCUAUUUAGAGGAAAAACCAGAGAAGAAGCUUUCGACAUAGCAGAGCAAAUCGCUGAAACUGUCACUGCAGACAACCCGAGCCCAAUCAAACUGAAAAUGGAGAAAGUCUACCAGCCAUGCAUUUUACAAACCAAAAAGCGGUACGUUGGUUUCAUGUAUGAGACCAAGAACCAGGAAGAGCCUGUGUAUGAAGCAAAAGGCAUUGAAACUGUACGCAGAGAUGGAUGCCCGGCGGUGUCAAAACUUUUGAAACAGUGUCUUCACAUUCUGUUUACUACAAAAGACCUGAGCCAAGUGAAAAGCCACGCCAUAAACUACUUUCAACGCGUUUUGCUUGGCACCGUUUCCAUGCAGGACUUCAUCUUUGCCAAAGAAUUCCGUGGCUUUGCAGGAUACCGUCCUGGUGCUUGUGUUCCUGCCCUAGAACUUGCCCGUCAAUGGGUCCGAACAGACCGGCGGGCUGAGCCAAGACGAAACGAGCGAGUGCCUUAUGUGAUUGUGUCGGGUGCACCUGGUCUGCCACUGAUCCGCCUUGUCCGCAGCCCAUACCAGCUGCUGGAAGACCCAGCCCUCAGACUGAAUGCAGAUUACUACCUCACUAGAGCCCUAGUGCCCCCCUUGGCUCGGUGCUUCAAUCUUCUUGGCGUCGAUGUUGCCUCCUGGUUGGCAGAAAUGCCCAGACGCACCGUGGUUGGCCCCACAGGCAAAGGCUCAAUUGCUCACUUCUUUGGCAGCAGCGAGUGCCCACUUUGCAGAAGCCAAACUAGAAAAGGACUCUGCAAAGAGUGCAAGAAGAAGCCUCAGAGAGCUGCCAUUCAACUGGGAGAGAUAAUCCGGGUGAGAGAAAGAGCAAGACAGGCUGCAGACACCCUUUGCAGCUCAUGUUGUGGUCGUCAGUUUGAUUUGGAUUGUGGCAGUCUUGCUUGUCCUGUUAUGUACUACAGGCGAAGGGUAAUGCUAGAUGUUGGCAUUGAAUCCCUCAGGCAGAGCAUCCGUGAUUUGAGUUUUUAGAAGAUUGUCCCAUACCACCCAUUUUUAUUUUGAUAAAGAGAAAUGGAAAUCUGUUUUGAUUUUUUUGUAUGUAAUGUUCCUAUAUCCUGAAUAGGCACAAUUGUAUUCUGAUACAAAACAGAUGAAUCAUUCCAAAACUAUUAUUUUAUAUAAUAUGCAGUUGCCCUUCUAAAAGGCUAAAUGAUCAAGAUUAUAGGUAUGCACAAAUGGAAAGUACAAUAAAACAAAGAAUUUAUGUUCUUGUGUUC